Molecule: messenger RNA, 3745 nt
Organism: Periophthalmus magnuspinnatus
Lineage: Eukaryota; Metazoa; Chordata; Actinopteri; Gobiiformes; Gobiidae
Gene: tsku
Product: tsukushi small leucine rich proteoglycan homolog (Xenopus laevis)
Exons: 3
Coding region: 264-1349 (361 amino acids)
Cellular component (GO): extracellular matrix
Molecular function (GO): protein binding
Source: RefSeq, a predicted model, not a curated record
GCGAGGAGCUAACUUUACACGUGCCAAACUGAAGCCAGCAGCAGACGGGACUUUAUGGGAUGGGGCCAGACGAAAUGUGUCCCAGUGUUUCCAGCAGCAGACACGGCUCUUGUGGUGGAGUUUAAUGCGGUGGAUGAGACGCACAGAGCGCCGGCCGUGAGCUCAUGUUGCCCGGGACAGAGUGCAGUCUCAGCGGGAGCGAGGAGCUGCUGUCUGCGCGGGCUUUGAGAAAAUGGGAGCAGUGAAGUGAAAAUCCACGAAAAAUGCAGCAAGUUUGGACCAAAGUCUCCAAAACAAUGAUGCUUCUUGCGUUGUGUCUCGCUGUGUCCACGCUGGCGUUGGUCCAGUCCAGCGCGGUUCAGAACUGUCACCCGGGCUGUCGCUGUGAGGUGGAGAGCUUUGGCCUGUUCGACAGCUUCAGCCUGACCAGUGUAGACUGCAGUGGGCUGAGCCGCGGGACCUCCAUGCCUAUUCCUAUCCCACUGGACACGGCGCACCUGGACCUGUCCUACAUCUCCAUCAUGGGACCCCUCACGGACACCAUGCUGUCCGGGCCGGGGUACACGACGCUGGUUAGUUUAGACCUCAGCAGCAACCAUAUUACAACAGUAAGCCCUAAUGCUUUGUCCAGGCUGCGCUAUCUGGAGUCCUUGGAUCUGAGCCAUAACAGUCUGGCAGCGCUGGCCCCAGAUUUCUUCUCUGGCCUUCCAUUAUCUGAGGUGGAUUUAAGCUACAACAACUUCGCAGAUUUCGACAUGAGCAUGUUUGCAACCAAAGUAAACGGAGAACCAGUUACUGUGGAUUUGUCGAAGAAUAAACUUACAACGAUAUCAACAGUACCGCAUGGAAAGACAUUGCACAUUCAGAGCUUGAACUUGACUGCCAAUUUUUUCACGAGCGUCCCAAUGUUGUCCGGGCUCCCACUGCGGUACCUUAACAUCGACGCAAACCCCAUCAAAAGCAUUAAAGAAGGAGCGUUUUCACAGUUACAAGAUUUGGUUUAUUUGUCGAUCAGUGGCAGCAGAGAACUCCAGGACAUCGAACCGUUUGCUUUCAAAGAUCUACAAAGUCUGCAAGUUCUGGAUCUUUCUAACAACCCAAAUCUUAAAAAGUUAGAUCCUAAAGUGUUCGCUGGACUAGACUCGCUACAAGAGCUGAAUUUAUCCAACUCUGGACUGGUGUCUUUGCCAAAUGAAAUGCUCGCUCACUUGCCCAGUAUAAAAAGUAUAAAACUGGGGCAGAAUAUUCUUUGUUGGAAGACUAAGAAGCCAGGGCAGUUUCACUUACACCUCGGGCAACUGCAGCCGACAGAGGUGUUGAACUGUAACGUGGAGGGAAUAAGUUUGUGAGGCUUUUGAAAACCGUGAACCCGAUGCAAUCAUUCUAAUACCAGUGGUGUGCCUUAUGAACCUUGUUAUGCAAACAUCUCUAAUCAAUAUCUCUAGUCAGUAUUUGUUGUUCAAAAUGACUGGAAAAUAUGUUGUAAGCUGUUACAGACUGACAAAUAAUGAUUUAAAUAUUAACUAAUCAGGACCAAACAAAGCCUUUUGCACUUACUUUGGUAGAAAAAAACAUUUCAGCACUUCUUCUGAACAUGACUGACACAAUAGAGGCCACUAUGCGCAUAACCACUACAGUUUUUUGUGUGUUAAUGCUAUUUGCAAUUGAAAUGUUAAAAUAUUCCUAUAAACUACUGGUUAAAAUAACUUGUAUUCCAUUGAUAAACUGACUGAUGCUUUGCCUUUUGACUUUUAUAUUGUGCAACUUCAGUCAGGAUCAAAUUAGUCAUCAAACAAGUGUUGCGUAAUCUGAUUCUGCUUGGAUACCAGAGCUGCCAUAUUUACAUAGUACAGUCUGGAUAAAUAGUGGUUAUGUGUGUACAACAUUCCUGUGGAUACUUUAUAGGCUCAGGACUGCAGGUGGUAUAAGGGAUUUUGAUAACUGAAUAUAACUUUUUGCAUUUGUAGAGGUUUAUAUUUGUAUCUUUGUAAAAAAAAUGCUUUAAUAAAUCUGAUAUUCUUAGACUCAGAGCCGCUGUUACUUAAAAUAAAGAAUAAAAAUGAAAGAAAACAACAAAAUAUCAUAAUACUUUGAACAAACUAAGAAUCUGAACAUAUAAAGCUGCAUCCACUGUACUUUUCUUAUAAUUACGCGUCUCAAAUUGUUUAAAAUUGGCAAUGUUAUGUGUCCAAGGGAUGUCAACACUUACUGGAAAUCACAGCGGUUGAGUAAAAACUGCAUCAUCAAGUUUAAAAGUCUGUAUUUUGGGGCAUUAUUUGGACGUGACCAUUUCCACCCCGUCUGCCUGGGUGUGGCCUUCUACUCUAAGAAAUAGUGGUUUGGUUUGACAACAUUUCUGUCCUUUUUUUAAAGCUCUCUUAACAUGUUUAGCUCAGUUUUACUUGAGAAGAAUACUCCCGAUUGUAGCUUUUACAUAGUUUAGGACAUUUGAGUGCAGAUACAUGCCUUGGUUUGGCAGACUAUAGCACGCUGGUGUCCUGCCAAAGAGGUGACUACAGCAGGGAGACGAGGAGAAACCGGACCAGAGACAGUUGGCUGAUUAUUUCCUGUGUUUUUGGCAGUGAGAAAAUGCCUGUCUUUCUCUUCCAAGAUGUGGCUGAAAAGUACAACAGAUUAUUUCAACUGGGCUAGCUUUUAUUUACUGUUAUGUAAACGUUUUAGCAUGGAAUAAUGUGAUAGAUUUGGUUCUAUUUUAUCAUAUAUACACCUUAAUGAAUUAGUGUUAAUGCAAAUAUUUUACUAAGAAUGAUUCAGGCUUAGUAGUAGUAGUAGUAUUCAAACUUUUCUCAUUAAGGGCCACACAAACACAGACAAAGCUGAGGGCCGAUUUGGGGCCAUAGACUGGUCGCAAAUACAGUGAAUACUUCCAAUCUGAGUUAUUAUUACCAGUUAGAUUGAACCACUAGACCUUUAUUCACGCUUACAUCCUCAGAGGGGCACAUUAAAUAUUUGAUAUGUGCUUGUUAAAGUAGAUUUUCAGAAAUGUACAGUAAAAAGUAUCAUUUUAAUAAUAUGGGAGUUUGAGGGCCGAGAAAAAUCGCUCUGAGGGCCGGAUUUUGCCCCUGGGCCACAGUUUGGAUAUGCCUGAUCUAGGGUCUACUAUCUAAUUUUGGGAUUGUCAAAGUUUUGUUUUCUUUCUUUGUUAGAUAUGCAGGUUUAGCAGUACAGUAAUGGAAAAAGAAGUACUUAUAUUUGUAAGUGUAAGUAUGUGUUAUGUGAAAUUUAUGACUUAGAUCAGGACAGGUCACUUUAAUUUUAAGCAUCGUCUAUUUCCUUCGUAGAUUUCCUCUAAAACACACACAGACAGUCCUCCUCACACGCGUCUCUGUGUCACCAGGGCCUUAAUGGUUGUGAAAGCCGUUGUUGGGGAAAACUCUGUGCCUCAUUUGUCAUCAGUUUGGGGGGGGGAGGCUGUCUCAGGAUGACCCCAUUGCGCUAAACACUUCCAGAUGCGUCGUCUCCUAAAGUCCAUGGAGACCGAGUCAAAACAUAACUAUAUGAGUGUGUAAGCUCUGUUUUACGUCAGCGGUGACACAGCAAAAAAAAUCACAAAAAGAUUAUCUGGUUAAAAGCAGAGGAGCGGUUGAUUUUGCAAUAUUUUACCCACAACAAACAGCAGGUAUUUGUUUAUCUUGUUAAUCAUUUCAAACUUUUCAGAACUUGUGUUACUAAGAAUCAGUUUAGGCUUUAGACUUAUUAUUUAUUAACUAAAUAUUUUGACAGC